CCGAAGACGCCACUGAAACGUCAACCGCAACCGCAGUCGAAGGGAGGUGCGGUUAACCGCAAACCGCAACCGACGGUUUCGGUUUGUUUGUGCGGUCAGUCGAGACUGAUGGCCGUCGCGAUCUCCACCCUGCUCACCGCCGUUUCUUCUUCCUCCACUUCCACCCCUUCCGCAGAGAACGUCGUCUCUUCCCUCUACCGAAUCACCCUCUCCUCCCACAAGAAAUGCCUCUUCUUAUCCGUCACUGAUAGUGACCAAACCAUUGAGGGGAAACAGAGGACUCACAUAGGAAAGGGGCGCGCGACGGACGAUGGGAUUGAGGGUCGACGUCGUGAAUCGCAGGACUGGGGGCGACGACGAACGGCAGGACGGACGAAGGCUGGGGCGGAGCGACGCUGACGCGAGGUGACUGACGAUGGCGGCGACAACGAUUACGACGGGCCGACGGCUGCAGUGGGGACGCCGGGGUAGGGCGAUGACGACGUCUGCAGCGUGGACGCCGCGCCGGAGAGGGGAGGUCAGGGAACAAGGGAAUGGGAGGGUAGUGACGGGGCAGGGUGGGAGACUUUCUCCCGCUGGAAUUGGUAUCGCGAAUUAGGGUUGCGGGAGGAUUUGAUGGACUGGGACGCCUUGGAGAUGACGAGGCGAGGACGACGACAGGCGGCCGGGAGGGCUGGGGUUUGUUGGGGAGGAAAUCGGAGGAGGUGGUGGAUUGGCGGGCGGAGAAAUUUUUGGGAGGUCGAAUUUAGGGUUCCCUUUCAGUUCUACUCUGUAAUCGCGACAAGAGGGAGACCUAGGCGAGGGCACGACGCGGUUUGGCCAGGUGAAGUGGGAUUCGUGGUUAGGGCGGUUAACCGCGCGCGGUUUCGGUUAUGACCUCCAACCGAAUUUCGCCUCCUUCGCCAGGAAUUGACCAACCGCAAACCGCAUUAAUAUUUCGGUUUUCGGUUAACUAUAAAACCGACAUUUUCGU
Molecule: messenger RNA, 973 nt
Organism: Linum trigynum
Lineage: Eukaryota; Viridiplantae; Streptophyta; Magnoliopsida; Malpighiales; Linaceae
Source: the annotation of a GenBank genome assembly